Messenger RNA from Orbilia oligospora ATCC 24927, 1248 nucleotides. RefSeq lists its product as uncharacterized. The coding region runs from base 1 to 1248 and encodes 415 amino acids. Gene Ontology annotation, biological process: protein localization to cell surface; attachment of GPI anchor to protein. The transcript has 8 exons. Lineage: Eukaryota; Fungi; Ascomycota; Orbiliomycetes; Orbiliales; Orbiliaceae. Gene Ontology annotation, cellular component: GPI-anchor transamidase complex; membrane. The record is from RefSeq and is a predicted model, not a curated record.
AUGGAUCGAAAAUGUCUCCUGGCGAUAGGAGCAGGCGCUCUCAUCAGACUAGUCCUUUUUACUGCAUUCCCUUCGUUGCCAACGAUUCUCGCCCAGAGAGUGGAGAUAUCGACGCCAGUCACGUCCUAUAAACGCCUGCAGGAAGGUAUUUACCUUUAUACACACGGCGUAUCACCAUAUGAUGGCGGGGUCUUCCAUCAGGCGCCACUACUGUUAUCGUUGUUCUCGAUAUUGCCGCCUUCCACAAUUGUUACAAACUUGCUCUACAUCCUUGCCGAUAUCUUCUCUGCUAUUUCGUUGAUUCGGAUCGCAUCGUCUGGCGUUCCCACUGUUACACCCCACCAUGUGUCUCCGAGGAAGGCAAAUUCAUGGCCACCAUGGGCGAUUGCUGCUGCAUUUCUCUUCAAUCCGUUCACAAUAGCGACUUGCAUUGCCCGUCCUACAAUUGUUUUCACGAAUACGAUAAUAUUACAUUCGAUAGCUGCGGCCGUUAAUGGUCGACGUGGACCGGCAUUCGUAUCCAUGGCUAUGGCGUCGUACUUGUCAUUGUAUCCCGCAUUACUGCUCCCGCCACUACUGUUUCUCACAUAUGAUUCUUUAAAGACCACAUCAAAGCCUUCAAUCCAGGCGUUUUCUGCGAUUACCACGAUCAUGCUGAGUAUAGUGUUGAUGAUAUACUUCAAACUUUCUCACAUGAUAACCGGGUCCUGGGAGUUUGUGGCCUCAACCUACGGCGUUCACUUGCUACUACCAGAUCUUACACCAAAUGUUGGAUUGUGGUGGUACUUCUUCAUCGAGAUGUUUGACAGCUUCCGAGCGUUCUUCUUAUGCUUGUUCCAGUUGCACCUCUUGAUAUACGUUCCACCAGUUUGUCUAAGGCUGAGGAAACAACCGUUGUUUGCAUUAAUUACCCUAAUUGGUAUUUCCUCAAUUUUCAAAUCCUAUCCAGCAAUUGGUGAUACCGGUCUUUAUCUAUCACUUCUCAUGCUGUACAACCAUACGUUUUCUCUCAUGCGAUACACUUUCUUCCUAGCCGCUGCCAUUCUCUACGCAACUUUCCUAGGGCCGGCAUUUUACUACCUAUGGGUUUACGCCGGUAGUGGAAACGCAAAUUUCUUCUAUGCAAUCACUCUAGUGUGGUCUAUAUCCAAUGCAUUGAUCGUAGCAGAUGCGAUUUAUGCUGCCCUUCGAGACGAGCACGAGACCGAGCGACCGGAGUUGAUCGGAAAGGAUGUUGUGCAAAUAUAA